Molecule: messenger RNA, 2140 nt
Organism: Cajanus cajan (pigeon pea)
Lineage: Eukaryota; Viridiplantae; Streptophyta; Magnoliopsida; Fabales; Fabaceae
Source: RefSeq, a predicted model, not a curated record
AUUAGCCACCCAGCUAUGUCGUGCGAGGCACACCUCAUAAGUGGAGCCUUUGCAUAAAAGCGGCGUCGUAUCGUAUGUGCAGCAAUCACACACGGUUAGAAUUUCGAACUUAGAAGUGGCACUCUUCAAAAUUGAAAGUCGAGAGUAGGAAAACGCUACCCAUUCCGUUUUCGUCUAAAAUGGCAUCAAGCAAAAUGAGGGUGGAGGAGCUGCGAACGGAGCUCCACAACCGUGGACUCUCCACCACCGGAACCAAGCCCACUCUGGUUCGUAGGCUUGAAGCUGCUAUUCGCAAACAAACUCGUAGCGCGACGAGUGACGUCGAUGCUUGCGCGCCUCGUAGAACUAGAAAGAGAGCAAGGGAUUCCCACAAUGAAGAUUCUCACCACUCUGCGGAGGAGACGAUGGAGGAGGAAAAGAUAGUGACCGCAACCAAAAAAGGCGUCUCUGUUCUCGAUCAGUGGCUUCCGGAUUCCGUGAAGGCGCAUUAUCAUGUUCUGCAACUCGGUGGUGAAGUCUAUGAUGCCAUGUUGAAUCAGACAAAUGUUGGAGACAACAAUAACAAGUUCUAUGUCAUUCAAGUUCUAGAAUCGGACAAAGGUGGUGAAUUCCUUGUUUACAAUAGGUGGGGAAGGGUAGGUAUAAAGGGCCAAGACAAGAUACAUGGCCCUUACAGAUCAUGUGAGAGUGCCAUCCAGGAGUUUGAGCAAAAGUUUUUAGCCAAGACCAAGAAUGAUUGGUCCAAUAGGAAUAAUUUUGUUAGCUAUCCUAAAAGUUAUGCUUGGUUGCAAAUGGACUACAGUGGCAAGGAAAAUGAAUCUAUUGUUACAGAAAAUCCUGGCCAUGCCUUAGGAAAGAAGCCUCAAGAAUCAAAACUUGAGCCACGUGUUGCAAAAUUUAUAUCUCUUGUUUGCAAUGUGAGUAUGAUGAAUCAGCAAAUGAUGGAAAUAGGGUACAAUGCAAACAAGUUACCCCUCGGAAAACUUAGCAAAUCAACAAUUUUGAAGGGCUAUGGUGUUCUCAAAAGACUUGCUGAUGUGAUUGAUAAAGCUGAUAGGAAAAUUCUGGAGCAAUUGAGUGGAGAAUUCUACACUGUAAUUCCUCAUGAUUUUGGAUUCAAAAAAAUGCGCGAGUUUGUGAUUGACACCCCUCAGAAGUUAAAACGCAAGUUAGAAAUGGUUGAAGCUCUUGGUGAAAUUGAGGUUGCCACAAAGCUUUUGAAUGACAAUGCAGACAUGCAGGGGGAUCCCCUGUAUACUCAUUAUCAACGUCUUCAUUGCGAACUGGUACCAGUUGAAUUUGGUUGUGAGGAAUUCUCUAUGAUUGAAGAGUAUAUGAAGAACACUCAUGCAAAAACACACUCAAACUAUACUGUGGAAAUUGUUCAAAUAUUUAGGACAUCAAAAGAAGGCGAGGCUGAACGGUUUAGAAAGUUUGCUAGUACAAAAAAUAGGAUGCUUUUGUGGCAUGGUUCUCGACUCACAAACUGGACUGGAAUUUUAUCUCAAGGUUUGCGCAUAGCUCCUCCUGAGGCACCUGUAACUGGCUACAUGUUUGGGAAGGGGGUGUACUUUGCUGACAUGUUCUCAAAAAGUGCAAAUUAUUGCUAUGCUAGUCAUAUUGCUAAAGAUGGGGUGCUCCUUUUAUGUGAGGUUGCACUGGGAGAGAUGGCUGAGCUUCUAAGUGCCAAAUAUGAUGCUGAUCAGUUGCCUGAAGGAAAACUGAGCACAAAAGGAAUAGGAGGUACUGCUCCGGAUCCUUCAAAAGCUCGGGAACUUGAGGAUGGGCUCGUAGUUCCACUUGGAAAGCCCAGAAAAGAAUCAGGCAUAAAGUGCGAUCUCUUGUACAACGAAUACAUUGUUUAUAAUGUGGAGCAGAUUAGGAUGCGCUAUGUUGUUCACGUAAAUUUCAAUUUUAACACUAGAAGUUAGUGGCUGGACGUGAUUACUAAGUUAUUUUAUGUAUAUCUUCAUUUUGUGGUUCGCCAGCAAUGAUUAUUUAUAUAAGGUAUUAUAACACCGAAAAGCCAUGAGAAUUGCACUGUUGCUAAGAAAAUGAAGUCAGUGCUUUUGUAUCUUUGUGGUAAUCUGGUGAACGAAAAAUAAAAAUGGAAACUAAGAUGACAUACGGCCUUGUUUUA